UUCAAAUACUACUGACAAUUGUGCAAACGUCAAAGACGGGCGUACGCAAUUUUGACAGUUCAUUGAGACAGUUGGCUGUUGUUGUUUGCAUUUAAAACCGCGGUCGCGAAGUACGGCUCGGCCAUGGCAGAUAAUCCAACAGCGAAUAAUCCAACACAAAAUAAAACGAACGAUGCUGGACCAUCUAAUCGCCGUGGCGGUUCCUCACGUGGACGUACUGGUUGGCGUGGUAAUUGGCGAGGAGGUUACCGGGGAUAUCGUCACCAAACUAAUGUGUCCAGAGAAAAGCAGGUAGGCUUUGCACUGCCAUCGUCUUCCGGGGAAAGCGCUUUGGGAUCAGGCAGUAUCACUCCCACAGCAUCGAUUUCUACAAGCAUAGGAAAUGGUACAUGUGAAUACGUCGGAUGGAAGUUAUACUUCCCCAAAGAAGAUUAUUCAAGCGGAUCUAAGACAGUUCAUCAUAUACGAGCGAUGCAGAAACAUUACAAGGAAUUUGCAGACCUGUACGAUCUUCCACAGGUGAAGAAUAAUUGUUGGUUUGAAUUGAAACUAGAUGCAUGCGACAACGAUGCCCAGCUACGUUCUCAAUGGUCCACGUUACGACAAGAUUUGACAGACAAUCCGGAACACGCGCUUGCUUGUAUCGGGCUGGCAAUGCACCAUACGUUAAUGAACGGACAGUCGUGCAGUAGCUCUCAAAACGAUACAAAUCUGUGCCUGCAAACCAUCAGACCACGGAUAGUGGGAUACGGACCGGAGGUUUCGAUCGGAUCGAUAAAAGUGAGCAGCUUCGGCAAGUUGGUCUCCGUACGAGGUACAAUCAUACGCGCGGGUGCAUCACAAAUCAUGAACACUUGGUGUGCCUUCCGCUGUGCGCAGUGCGGCAAUGAGCAGGCAGUGCAGCAGAAGGAUGGAAUAUAUACCACACCAACAUCGUGCCAUAGCGGAUGCAAGGCACGCAGCCAUUUCGUACUAAUGCAAACAUCGGUAUUCACACGCAUGGAAGCUUAUCAAACCAUUCGUCUGCAGGAAACGACGCAAGGAUCGCGGACUGUAGCAGGCAGUGCGGCCAAAAACAUCGAAAUAGAGCUAACGCAUGAAAUGGUGGAUAGUGUGUGCCCAGGAGACGAUGUCACCGUGACAGGUAUACUGAAGGCACGGUCACAGGACCCAGAUGGUACAGCGAAGGCGAGUCUGUACAAAGCUUACAUGCAGGCGGUGUACGUUCGCAGCAACAAGAACGUGCUCGCGAACUGGAAUCGUUUGGCGGAAUUUACGGAUCUAGAUAUGGAGGCAAUACGCAUGAUAAAGUCAGAACCAUCCCCAUUCCGGUUGCUGGUACAAUCGCUCUGUCCCUCCAUUUACGGGCACGAGGUGGUAAAAGCGGGACUCUUGUUAGGUUUGUUCGGUGGUCAAGCCAACACUGCCCGUACACGAGCCGAGAUUCACGUGCUAGUCGUUGGUGACCCGGGAAUAGGAAAAAGUCAAAUUUUACAAAGCUGUGCCAACGUUUCACCAAGGGGAAUAUUCGUGUGUGGAACCAAUUCUUCCAAUGUCGGGCUUACGGUAACAGUACGGAUGGAAAAGGGUGUCGGUGCGUCGUUGGAAGCGGGCGCCUUAGUACUGGCCGAUCAAGGCGUCUGCUGUAUCGAUGAGUUCGACAAAAUGUCCGGCCAUCACGGACUGCUGGAGGUAAUGGAGCAGCGCUCGGUAAGCGUCGCAAAAGCGGGCGUCAUCUGCACGGUCCCCGCAAGGACAACUGUUCUUGCCGCAGCCAAUCCUGCCGGUGGGCAUUACAACAAGGCGAAAACGGUUUCGGAAAACUUAAAGCUACAUCCUGCGCUACUUUCUCGAUUCGAUUUGGUGUUCAUCCUUCUGGAUCGUUCGAACGAACGAACGGACAAUCUGCUCACCGCACACAUCCAAAAGGUUCACGGAUUGUCAAAAACUUCCACCACUACGACACCGACCGGCCAUCCGUUCUUUGAAGCAUCUUCGGCCAGCAGUUUUUCACACGAUGAAGACGUAGAACCUCCGUUGGAAGAACGACUCCGGUUAGCACCGGGAGAAAAGAUGGAUCUUUUGCCAGCGGAACUCGUACAAAAGUAUAUUGGAUAUGCUCGUAAAAACGUACAACCAAAACUAACGGCAAAAGCGGCGGAGGAGCUGCGUGAUUUCUUUGUCGAGCUACGCCGGGCACAUCAUGAGAUGGACAUGAUUCCCGUCACUACCCGUCAGCUCGAGGGGUUGAUAAGGUUAACACAGGCACGGGCAAAGAUCGAUCUAUCACCGGAAGCUACCGUAGCUCAUGUGCGUGACGUGUUGGCCAUCCUACGGCAAAGUAUGCUGGAUGUGUUUAGUACCGAUGAGGGCGACCUUCAGUUUACCCGCCUUACAAAUGGUAGCGGUACCAGCAAAACAUCGUUGGUAAGGAAAUUUAUCCGUGUGUUGGCGUCACGAUCGGCAGUUACCGGUUCGACGCUGUUCACGGUGGCCGAAUUGAAGCAGGCAAUGGUCGCCGGUGGCAUUAAUGCCAGCUGUAACGAGCUGAUCGACACGAUGAACAUUCAAGGAUUUUUGCUAAAGAAAGGACGCGAUUGUUACAAAUUCAUCAUUGAUUAACGUU
This is a messenger RNA of Anopheles funestus (African malaria mosquito), 2626 nucleotides long. RefSeq names its product DNA helicase MCM8-like. NCBI's taxonomy places the organism in Eukaryota, Metazoa, Arthropoda, Insecta, Diptera, Culicidae. The transcript has 3 exons. The record is from RefSeq and is a predicted model, not a curated record. Gene Ontology annotation, cellular component: nucleus; MCM complex. Bases 124 to 2622 code for a protein of 832 amino acids. Gene Ontology annotation, molecular function: ATP binding; single-stranded DNA binding; ATP hydrolysis activity. Gene Ontology annotation, biological process: DNA replication.